This is a messenger RNA of Abrus precatorius (Indian licorice), 1836 nucleotides long. Its product is annotated as molybdate transporter 2. The coding region runs from base 33 to 1445 and encodes 470 amino acids. Lineage: Eukaryota; Viridiplantae; Streptophyta; Magnoliopsida; Fabales; Fabaceae. Gene Ontology annotation, molecular function: molybdate ion transmembrane transporter activity. The record is from RefSeq and is a predicted model, not a curated record. Gene Ontology annotation, biological process: molybdate ion transport. The transcript has a single exon.
GUAACGUUGAUGAGAAGUAACGCAAUCACUCCAUGGCACGCUCAAUCUCCGACGACCAAACUGAAAUGUCAACGACCACCCCACUCCUCAGCCACAACCGGUGGCUCCCCUCCACCGUCAAACUGAAAACGAGUAUUGCAUCGGAAAUCUCCGGCGCCGUCGGCGACCUGGGAACCUACAUCCCCAUCGUGUUGGCCCUCUCUCUGGUCAACAACUUGGACCUCACCACCACGCUCGUGUUCACUGCUCUCUACAACAUCGCCACCGGUUUGCUCUUCGGCCUCCCCAUGCCGGUCCAACCCAUGAAAUCCAUCGCCGCCGUCGCCAUCUCCGAGACGCCUCCUCUAACCAUCCCUCAAAUCUCCGCCGCCGGACUCUCCGUCGCCGCCGUGCUCCUUCUCCUCGGCUCCACCGGCCUCAUGUCCUUCCUCUACCGCUACCUCCCUCUCCCCGUCGUUCGCGGCGUUCAACUCUCUCAGGGCCUCUCCUUCGCCUUCUCCGCCAUCAAGUACAUUCGCUUCGACCAGGACCUCGCCACCUCCAAAUCGGGUCCUCCGCGUCCCUGGCUCGGCCUCGACGGCCUCAUCGUCGCCCUCGCCGCAGUCCUCUUCCUCGUCAUCACAACCGGCGCCGGCGACGAACCGGAACCACAACCACCACAAGAACAAAGGGAAGAAGUCGCGGAUCGACGGGAGAGAGUUCGCCGGCGGUUAAGGAUUUUAUCGACAAUUCCGGCGGCGCUGAUAGUGUUUUUGUUUGGGUUAUUGUUGUGUUUUCUUCGUGACCCUUCGAUAAUCGGAGAUUUGAAGUUUGGUCCUUCGAGGAUUUCGGUGGUUAAAAUUAGUUGGGAAGAUUUAAAAAUUGGGUUUUUUCGUGCGGCGAUUCCACAGAUUCCGUUAUCAGUUUUGAAUUCCGUUAUUGCAGUUUGUAAGUUGUCGGGGGAUUUGUUUCCCGAAAGAGAGGCUUCGGCGAUGCAUGUUUCGGUGAGUGUGGGGAUUAUGAACUUUGUUGGGUGUUGGUUCGGUGCCAUGCCUUGUUGCCACGGAGCUGGUGGAUUGGCGGGUCAGUAUAGGUUCGGAGGUAGGAGUGGUGCUUCGGUUGUGUUUCUUGGAGUUGCUAAGUUGGUGCUUGCUUUGGUGUUUGGGAAUUCUUUUGGGAGAAUAUUGGGUGAGUUUCCUAUUGGGAUUCUUGGGGUCCUUCUUUUGUUUGCAGGGAUUGAAUUGGCUAUGGCUUCUAAGGACAUGAACACUAAACAGGACUCUUUUGUCAUGUUUGUUUGUGCUGCUGUUUCACUCACUGGCUCCAGUGCUGCCCUUGGCUUCUUUGUUGGGAUUGUGCUUUACUUUUUGCUUAAAUUCAGGGAACUUGAUUGUGGUGGUUUUGGGUUUUUCACAUCCAAAAAGGCCAAGUCUUGUGACGAUGAAGAAACUAGCUUAGUUGCCUAGUAGUAGACUAUUUGAUUCACUAUUUGGUGGAUGGGUUGUCUAGUUAGUUAGAAAUGAUCACCAAAUUGUGAUCAUGUGUGAGGGAGCUUCCUCCUUUCAUAGUUAGUACUUGCAAGCAAGCAAUAGCAAUGCAACUCUCAUCCACCUUCCACCUUGCAAGAAAUCUUCCUGCAUUUUGUGUUGGUGUAAUGUUUCGGAUAGGGUGUACAACAUAUGUGUAUUUAUAGAAAUACUUCAUCCAUUUGAAUAAAGGACUUUUGCCAAAUGUCAUGUUAUACAUGAAGAUACUUGGGAACUUUUUUAGGACAUAAUUUCUAGCAUAUUGAGUUAACUUUUAAUUUAAACAAAUUGUAAUGUAUUUCUUCUAAAUAAAUUAUAAUUUUUAACUAUU